UCAUUCCUUUCUCUCUGGUUCUCUAGCCAUGGGACCCCCUCUUCAAAUGUCCGUGUUGCUGUGGGCAGAAGCAGGGAGCUGUUUACUGCAGCCAGGAUCACAGCAGUUUCAGCAGGAAGAGGAGGACAGCCAGCCAGGAACAUUCACCUGCUUUCUGCAUGGGCAUGACAGGCCUGAUUCAGAAGGCUUUGAAGCAGGUUGAGACAGAAGCUCAUGCAUACGUUUAAACUUAAGUCCUUUGCACAGCAGGGCUGCUUUACAAACUUUAACCUCUAUUUGUCAUGGAGCGGAAAUGUAUCAGGUUUCUGUUGUCUGUCUCCUUGCUUUUUAAAAGCUUUAUUGGACUGUUUCUUUGGCUGUAGCAGGGGAUCGUUUAGAAGAAACUGCAUUAACUUAGCAAAAGUGGUAAAGGCAAGUCCUGAAGAGAGGCUUUACCAGCACAGCACUAUGCUAUUUGCAAUGGAUGCUGUCAGUUAAAGCAGUGCAUCUCAACCUUUUUGCAACUGUCUCACUUCAGCCUCUCCAUCUCCUUCAGCCCAAGGCUGAUCCUGCCUUCUCAUCUUCAUCUCCCUUCUCUUCAAAGCUUUUGCCUUUAGACAGCUGCCCUGUGAGGCCUGCUACCCCUUGCUCUGCUGCCAGCUCCAGCACUGCCAGAGCUCAGCCUGAGCAAGGAACCUCCUCGAGACCAGCUGCUGACCGAGCUGAUUGUAUUUGAAGUCAGCACUGGCCCCGCAAGAGCGCGCGCUCUUCAGCUCUGGCUGCCCCUUGCCUAGGAUGGGCUCCUGCCCAGCAGGAACUGUUGGUGCAGAAGAAGAAUGAUGCCUACCUGCUGUUGACCAGUGUUUAGGGCUGUAGCUGGAAGAUCUCCGUAAUCCAACAAGAAGCAACUUCUGAGCCUAGCGAGGGACAGGAUGUGCUUGUGCACCAUGCUUGGCAAUGCUGCCUUGCAUGCUUGAGAGUAAAUUUUAGUAUAUGGACAGGAGACUUGAUCGCAGCCUGUGUGCCUGUAGACUCACCAGGUCUGGGAUGGAAAAUCACUUUCUGGGGAAAAUUUAAGCAAGUGAGAGGUUUAAAACCUCUCUAGUGCCAUUUGUGUUUCUUGUUUCCUGUCUGUCAGUAUGUAGUCACUAAUAAAUAAGCAAGAAAAAAAUAACUGAAUUGAAAUGAAACCAUUAACAAACUGACCCCUUGGAAACAUUAUGGCAACAAUGAUAGUGAAGCAAAGCUGCCUGUAACCUACCUUGGCAUGUGUAGGGCGUUCUGCAAAGUGUAGUCCAUGCACUUGAAUUCUUCUGGAAGAUGCUGAUGUUUACUGUGGUAUCUCUUCUUUGCUCCUGCACUUACAUUUGUGUUGCUCCAGUGCCUGACAGGGGAAGGAUGCUGUGUCUUUAAAGCCUUCUCAGGGCUGUGCGGAGGCAGUUCCAUUGAAGUAUUUGAAUGAGAGCAAGAGGGGGGUGUGCAUGUGGCUAUUGGCAGAGCUCUCUGACAUCCCUCUGAACAGCUGGGCUCUGCUUUGCUUCAGAGCUGCUUGUCAGAGCAAUUAGCUUGCUGUAGCAGCAGCAAAGAUCGCUAGCAUUUUAUUCAGGGUUGAGAGCUGGCGGGGGCUUCUUAGAAGCGAUAUUAUCUUGGCAAAAUUCCUCUUGAACUGGUUGUGGCAAUGAAGUCUCCGUUGAAAUCAGGAAACAGAUGACCUGCUGAGAGUGCAAAACCACCACGUAUAGGUAUAAGUGCAAGCAAGUGUUUCAGGGAUGGGGACCUGACAUCAUUCAUCUCUGGUGCUUAUUGCUACAUUGUAGGGCUCUGAAGAUGUCAAACAGCAACACAGCACAGGAGUCUCUGGAAAUAAUGAAGGAGUCUGAAAAAAAGGUGGUUGAGGAAUCUGUGAACAAAACCAAAUAUGUAUCCAGGUCACCAAGCAAGGAGGAGGUGGAGAAGGAUGGGGGGGAGGAGGUCAGCGUGCGCCAGGAAUCUCAGAGGCGAACUUCGAGUCAUGGACAUGCCAGAAAAAGAGCCAAGUCUAAUUCAAAGCUUAAACUGGUCAGGAGUUUGGCUGUAUGUGAAGAAUCGUCUAGCCCUUUUGUAGAUGGGCUGCUGGAGUCCCAGGACAUCAUUCAGUUGCACGUUAGCUGCCCCUCUGACAAGGAAGAGGAAAAGUCCACAAAAGAUGGGGCUGAGAAAGAAGAAAAAGACAAGAAUAAAGAAAAGGCACCAAGGAAAAUGCUGUCUCGAGAUUCCAGCCAGGAAUAUACAGACUCCACUGGAAUAGAUUUGCAUGAAUUUUUAGUAAAUACACUGAAAAAAAACCCACGGGAUAGAAUGAUGCUACUAAAGUUAGAACAGGAGAUUCUGGAAUUUAUUAGUGAUAACAACAAUCAGUUUAAGAAGUUCCCUCAGAUGACCUCAUACCAUAGGAUGCUGCUGCACCGGGUAGCUGCCUACUUCGGCAUGGACCAUAACGUUGACCAAACCGGGAAGGCGGUCAUAAUCAACAAGACCAGUAACACACGAAUCCCUGAGCAGAGGUUCUCUGAGCACAUCAAAGAUGAGAAGAAUGCAGAGUUCCCGCAGAGGUUUAUCCUAAAACGAGAUGAUACCAGCAUGGACCGAGAUGAUAAUCAGAUCAGACUCCCCUUGCAGGAUGGGAGAAGGAGCAAAUCUAUAGAAGAGCGAGAGGAAGAGUAUCAGCGGGUCAGGGAGCGGAUAUUUGCACGAGAGAGUGGCCAGAAUGGAUAUCUCACCGACAGCAGGGGCAACCGGGACAGUUUGAACCGGGCCUCAGGCAGCCGCCAGAGCAGCACAGAGAGCGAGAUAAAGUCGCUGGAGCCUCGGCCAUGGAGCAGCACAGAUUCAGAUGGCUCCAUCCGCAACCUGCGACCACCUGUUACCAAAGCCAGCAGCUUCAGUGGCAUCUCCAUCCUGACACGGGGGGACAGCAUCGGGAGUAGCAAAGGCAGCACUGCCAGCAGAACGUCCCGGGCAGGUUCCAACCCUGCCAUGCCUUUCUCUGUUCAAGGUUUGGUACUAGGCACCCCUGAAGCAUGCAGCCAAUCCCCUUCCUCACAGCCCAGCCGUGGCCUCCUACCCUGCACAACCCAGCAGCCUCAACCACAGCCACCCCAACAGCCACCACCACAGCCCCAAGGACUUCCACCUGCAGCCCAGCAGCAGCCAGCUAUGAUAUCCCAGGCCGAUGAACUCAGCAACCCCUUUGGGCAGAUCAGCCUCAGCCGACAGGGCUCUACGGAAGCAACGGAUCCUUCCUCGGCUAUGUUCCAGUCAUCCCUCAUCUCCCAGCAUCCUCAGCAGACAGGAUUCAUCAUGGCAACCCCUGGGCAGCCCAUUCCCACCUCCAACUAUUCCGCCUCAGGGCACACGGCCCCCACACAGCAGGUGCUGCAGCCCCAGGGCUACAUUCAGCCUCCCCAGCAAAUUCAGGUUUCUUACUACCCUCCUGGGCAGUACCCGAACUCCAGCCAGCAAUACCGAUCUCUCAGUCACCCAGUGGCCUACAGCUCCCAGCGCACUCAGCAGCUCCCCCAGCAGUCCCAGCAGCCUGGUUUACAGCCAAUGAUGUCCAACCAGCAGCAAACAUACCAAGGUGUAAUGGGAGUGCAGCAGGCGCAGCCCCCUGGGCUCCUCAACAGCCAGAGGAACAGCAUGGGGGGCCAGAUGCAGAGUAUGAUGGGAGUGCAGCAGGCGCAGCCCCCUGGCCUUCUCAGCAGCCAGAGGAGCAGUAUGGGGAGCCAGAUGCAAGGCCUGAUGGUCCAGUACACUCCACUGCCUUCGUACCAGGUUCCCGUGGCCAAUGAGUCCCAGAGUGUGGUCCAGCAGCCCUUCCAGCAGCCAGUGCUUGUACCAGCCAGCCAGUCUGUUCAAGGGGGGCUUCAGACUGGAGGGGUACCCAUCUACUACAGCGUCAUCCCAACUGCCCAGCAGAACGGCACCAGCCCUUCGGUGGGGUUCCUUCAGCCGCCCGGCUCUGAACAGUAUCAGAUGCCACAGUCUCCAUCACCCUGCAGCCCGCCACAGAUGCAGCAGCAGUAUUCAGGGGUGUCUCCAUCAGGCCCUGGUGUGGUUGUGAUGCAGCUGAAUGUACCCAAUGGCCCCCAGGCCCCCCAGAAUCCCCCUGUGGUGCAGUGGAGCCACUGUAAGUACUACAGCCUGGACCAGCGGGGGCAGAAGCCAGGAGACCUGUACAACCCAGACACCAGUGCUCAGGCCAGCACCCAGCUGAACAGCCCCAUCACGUCCCCCACCCAAUCCCCGACGCCGUCUCCUGUCACCAACCUCAACAGUGUCUGCACGGGGCUGAGCCCCCUCCCUGUCCUCACACAGUUCCCCCGGCCCAUGGGCCCGGCACAAGGCGAUGGGCGCUACUCAUUGCUGGGCCAGCCGCUGCAGUAUAAUCUGUCUAUCUGUCCCCCACCACUGCUCCACAGCCAGCCCAACUACAAUGCACACCAGGGGCAGACUGGAAUGAAACAUGGAAACCGGAGCAAGAGACAGGCCCUCAAGUCAGCAUCCACUGACCUUGGGACAAGUGAUGUAGUGCUGGGUCGAGUGCUGGAGGUGACAGACCUGCCAGAGGGCAUCACACGGACAGAGGCUGACAAGCUCUUCACCCAGCUCGCCAUGGCUGGUGCCAAAAUCCAGUGGCUCAAAGAGACUCAGGGGCGCCGUGGAGAUGGAGGUGGCGGGGACAACAAUGGGACUCCAGAGAACGGCAGGCACAGUGACCUUGCUGCCUUAUACACCAUCGUGGCCGUGUUCCCCAGCCCGCUGGCUGCCCAGAAUGCCUCCCUCCGCCUCAACAACUCCCUCAGCCGCUUCAAGCUGCGUGUGGCCAAAAAGAACUACGACUUGCGGGUGCUGGAGCGUGCCAGCUCACAGUAGGGCUCACGCAUGGGCACAGAGCACACUGGACUGCGGGCACUUCCCUCUGCCUUCUCUUUUCCUUUCUGCCCUCCCUUCCUCUCGCCCUCCUUCCUGGAUAUAUUUAUAUGGACAUAAUUAAGAGAUAAGAAAUUGAUUUUUUUUUUUUUAUUAUUAUUAUUUUUUGAGUGAUGCCCAUGCCCGCCCACCUUACCCUGUGUAUAUUGUUUUGUUAAGCACUGUGUUGAACCACACAUACAGGUGUUGAUUGGUAUGUUCACUGCACAUUUUAUUUAAUCUGAUUAUUAUUUG
Molecule: messenger RNA, 5184 nt
Organism: Haliaeetus leucocephalus (bald eagle)
Lineage: Eukaryota; Metazoa; Chordata; Aves; Accipitriformes; Accipitridae
Gene: R3HDM2
Product: R3H domain containing 2
Exons: 24
Coding region: 1807-4893 (1028 amino acids)
Molecular function (GO): nucleic acid binding
Source: RefSeq, a predicted model, not a curated record